AUUGUGGCGUGGCGGCUAUUUCAAAACGGAUAGUCGUUAAGUCCGUUUCAGCGCCGUCUGCUACGCAUCACAACAACCUGUUAUAUUAGGUGAAAUAAUGCAUUCGAAGGCGUGGAAAGUGUCAGCCAGCGUCCUUUUGGCGCUACGACCAUCUGUUCUGCGCGAUUCAUUGCUUAAAGUGGAAAAUACGAGAGCAAUGCUGAGGAGUGAUCAGAAACAACAAAAUGACCAAGGUGGUGGCUUUCAUAUUCUAACGCUUCGUAGAGGAGAGACUGACAAACAUCUGCCUGGGAUUCAUGUAUUUCCGGGAGGACAUUUGGAUGAAGCUGACACUAGUCCUGCUUGGAUUGAUCUGUUCAGAUCUUUAGGCUAUGAAGAAAAGAGCUUCAUGAGCUUGUCGACUGGAGGCUCAAUCGAGCAUUCACCAGAGUACAAAGAAGUCGAUGGUGGUCACUUGCCUGGAUGGAUGUCCCUUCGACUGUGCGCAAUUAGAGAAACCUUCGAAGAGAGUGGAAUUCUGCUAUGCCGUAGUGCUGGCAGCAUAGAGCAAGGAAUUGGCUUUACUUCUUUUUUUAUUCUAAAUGAGCUUGAAGCUUGGCAAAAGAGAGUGAGAGCAGAUCCCCGUCAAAUGAUAGCUCUUUGUGAGUCUGCAGAAUGUGUGCCUGACUUGUGGGGGCUCCAUUUGUGGAGCAAUUGGCUAACACCCACUCAACAACGAAUUCGUCAUAAUUCAGUAUUUUUCCUAUCAGUGCUACAAUCUUUACCACCCUAUUCUUUAGAUAGUUCAGAAAUGGAUGAGUUAAAGUGCUGCAGUCCACUUGAUCUCAUCAUUGGUGCUCAAUCUGGAAAAUUACGCCUGGCCAAUCCUCAAUUCUAUGAGGCUGCAAGGCUAUCUAACUUUUCGAAUGCAGAGUCCCUUAUUUCUUUUGCCUCCAAUCGAGCCCAGCUUGGAUGCUGCCGCACAAUGCCAGUCCAAGAAAGGGCAAAGGAUGGGAUGCUUUUUCUUCUGCCAGGAGACUCCGCAUAUCCUAAAACUGUGGACUAUGAAACGUCUGGACAGCUGACUAAACGAGAGGAAUCAUUAGAAGAACUUCGCAAUGAUGUAAUGAAAAGUGGAGGAACUUUGCACAGGACUGAGGUACCAACUGGCAGCCCAAGUCAGAGAGUCAUUGUUCAUAACUAUGUUCCUCCUUACGAACACAUUUCACCACCUCAUUUCAACAACAGGAGGAAGGAAAUUUUGAGUACACUGUAGAACUAUUUUGUCAUCUAACUUAGAUCCUUUUUCUAAAAAAAACUGCACGAGUGGCAGUUUUGAAAUACUGAAACAAAAUUAAAUGUAUUUAUAUUUUUUAUAGUACGUAUAUAUAUAUGCCUGUGAUAACAGUUAUAACAGAAAUAAAGUUGUUUUAGUUAAGUCAA
Molecule: messenger RNA, 1422 nt
Organism: Thrips palmi
Lineage: Eukaryota; Metazoa; Arthropoda; Insecta; Thysanoptera; Thripidae
Product: nucleoside diphosphate-linked moiety X motif 19-like
Exons: 5
Coding region: 98-1255 (385 amino acids)
Cellular component (GO): mitochondrion
Molecular function (GO): hydrolase activity, acting on acid anhydrides, in phosphorus-containing anhydrides
Source: RefSeq, a predicted model, not a curated record